AUGGUCGUCCUCAUCAUGAUAAAGACCGUCGUCAAUGUAUUUUUGUUUGACGAAACCUUUGGUGCAACAUUUUUGGAUGAAUUCAUAGCGUUUGCCAUCGAGAUUGGCCAAGUGUCUGUAAUCAUUCUUGCAGUACAUCCAAGAAGUGCCAACAUCAGCAACAACACCUCUACAUCUUCACAAACAAGCAAGAAAUCAAAAAGAUCAGCAACACCAACAUCUUCAUCAAGUGAAGAUAAUAAAUCACCAAAAACAACAUCAUCACAAUUAGGAGGAGGAGGAUCAAAAAAUCAACAAGUAGUCGUAGAAAUGGAAAAUCUUGUUUGUCCCGAAAAUCAAGUAGUAGUUGCAGUAGAACCUUAA
Cavenderia fasciculata is the source of this 363-nucleotide messenger RNA. RefSeq lists its product as uncharacterized. The transcript has a single exon. Lineage: Eukaryota; Evosea; Eumycetozoa; Acytosteliales; Cavenderiaceae. The record is from RefSeq and is a predicted model, not a curated record. Bases 1 to 363 code for a protein of 120 amino acids.